AUGUGGCGUGUUCUCGUGCUGAGCAAGGAGUUAUACUGCUAUUCAGGCGUAAAUGCUAAGCAAAGCGUCUCAGCAUGCGACUCACACACCGAAUUCUGCUACAAACAAGUGAUGCCCAACGGUAUCAUUGUGACGGACUGCGACAGAAGCGCCGAAUAUGGAUUUUGCAAGAGUGGAAAGGAAGGCUGUGAGCAAAAAGAGUUAAAAGGAAAAGUAUGCUGCUGUAAGAAACCGUACUGCAACAAAGGUGUGCAAAAUCGCAUGCAGCGGUUCGCAGCGGCCUUGUUGGUGCUAAUUGCAAGCGAACGUAGUCGACUUAUAUGA
This is a messenger RNA of Gongylonema pulchrum, 324 nucleotides long. Lineage: Eukaryota; Metazoa; Nematoda; Chromadorea; Rhabditida; Gongylonematidae. The record is from the annotation of a GenBank genome assembly.